AUGUGUUGUAAAAAAAAAUGGUCAACAUUAGUAUCUACAUAUAUUCGAACAACAAAACGAAGAUCUAUUAGGAAAAUAGAUUUUCCUAAACUUUUAUAUGAUCUUUAUACAAGUUCUUUCUCGUCGAGUGCUAUAAGUGGUGGAUUUCGACGAGCUGGUAUAUUGCCAUGGGAUGGUGAUGCAAUGAAGGACAAAGUUGUUCGCCGAGCUUCAUCAUCUAAUAUUCUUACCAUGAAUGAUUCAUUAGCAAGUAGUAUUUUAUCAAGCUUGGUAAAUGAAAUACGUACACCAAAUGUUCAUACAAAUAAUUCUAAUAAUUCAUCAAGUACAAAUCAAAUGGAUAUUGAUUUACCACCAUCUUCAUAUCGUCGUCAGGUAACUUUUGAUGACGAAAGUAGUGAUGAAAGUGAUUCGGAUAUGGGCAUGGAUGCUGAUUCAUCAACAAAACAAAAACCAAUAAACAUUCAUUAUGAUUCAGAUGAACAUUUGGAUUCUUCUUCUAAUCAAAAUAAUGGUGAUUUAGCUAGUACGUCAUCAUCAACAUCAAUUCAACUUAGUCAUACAUCAGCUAUUCGAACAAUAAUGUCCUCUUAUGUACGAAAUAAUAAUGAAUCUGUUCAACCAAAACCAGUUAAAUUGAAUCGUCGUGUACGUAUUGAACGAAAAUUUGGUGAAGAUAUAACCAAUGGAAAUCUUUUACAGGAAUUAAAAGAAAAGGCAGAGGCGAAAAAAGCAAAAAUGAAAAAAAAGAGUUUCACAAGAAUCUCAACGAUCAUCCAAAAAAACAAAUUAAUUACUAAACAUGUAAAAUGGAACAAAAAACGAACCUGUAAUGCUAAAAUACAAAACCGAUAA
Messenger RNA from Rotaria sp. Silwood1, 855 nucleotides. The record is from the annotation of a GenBank genome assembly. Lineage: Eukaryota; Metazoa; Rotifera; Eurotatoria; Philodinida; Philodinidae.